Molecule: messenger RNA, 20893 nt
Organism: Podarcis lilfordi (Lilford's wall lizard)
Lineage: Eukaryota; Metazoa; Chordata; Lepidosauria; Squamata; Lacertidae
Source: the annotation of a GenBank genome assembly
AUGCUGCUGCCUGUCUUAGCGGGGCUGGCUUUCUCCGCGUGGGGGGCAGCGGGCGCCCAGGAGAGCCCCCCGGGGAGCCGCUUCGUGUGCACCUCGCUGCCUCUGGACGCCGCCAACCCGGGCUGCCCGCUGCCCCCCAUCCCCAUGCAAGGGGGCGGGCUGCCCCCCGAGGAGGAGCUGAAGGCCACCGUGCUGCAGCUGCGGGAGACGAUCCUGCAACAGAAGGAGACCAUCGGGAACCAGAGGGAGGCCAUCCGCGAGCUGACCGCCAAGCUCGGCCGCUGCGAGACCCCCGACGGCAAAGCGGGCACGUGGAGGAAGGAGUUCGGCAAAGGCAAGGACACCAUGGGCGACUUGCCCCGCGACCCCGCCAAGAUCAUCGACCAGCUCAGCCGCACCAUGCAGACGCUCAAGGAUCGCCUGGAGAACCUGGAGGUGAGGACGGGGGAACGCGGGCGGAGCUGUCCGCGGUGCUGAAAGUUAGCCGCUGACUUCGCCAAGCAGGGACGGCAGCCAGUUGGCGGUAAUGGAUAGCGGGGAGGGCUCUGUGCCGAGCGGGAGCUGUCUGUGGUGCUGCAAUUUGGCCUCUGGUCCUGGGAAAAGAGCGCACCCCGUUGGGGGUGAUUGACAGGUGGUAGCUCGGUGCGGGGUGGGAGCUGUUUGUGGUGCUUCCAUCUCUUUUUGGAAAAGAGAGCGGCACCCUUGUGGGUGACUGAUGCCAGGUAGCUUGUGUUUGGUUUGAAGGUGAGAAAGUCACUUUGCCUUUGAAACUUGACUCUUAGGGAGUCCUAAUAGGGAUAAAACAACCUUUUGUGUGUCCAGGAUGCUGAAAAUUGGCUACUGGUGUGGAAAGGAGGCAAGCUAGACUUAUGCUGCAAUCCUAAAAGUUAGCCUUACUAGGGAGCAAGCACUUCAGGGCAUACUGGAAUUUACUUUUUUAAAGUAGGCAUUGCAUUGUAAGUAUCACUGAGUUCAGCCCUAACCCUUCUUCCACAGCGUUGAAGGCGAUAUGUAUAUAGGAACAUGGGAAGCUGCCCUAUACUGAGGUAGACCAUUAGUCUAGCUAGUUCAGUCUGCCUGCACUGACUGGCAGUGGCUUUCCAGGGUUUCACAAGGAGGGAGUCUCUCUCAGACCUGUCUGGAGAAGCUGGAAAUUGUGCAUGCAAAACAGAUGCUCUUUCACUUUGCUACUGCCUCCCGCUUUCUUUAUCCCUGUGUGACAGGCAUAGGCUGAAAUACAUUAACUGGCCCCAAGGUCAUCCACAAAGCCUUGGGGCUGAGAUUUGAACCCAAAUCUCCUCAAUCUAUACCCCAGACUCUAUGCACUAUACUAUACUAGAAUGAUGGCUAAAUGGAGCCUCCAUGUGUAGGGGGACUGUACCUCUGAAUACCAGUUGCUGAAGGAGGCAACAGCUGAGCACGGCAGCAGCCCUUUUGCCCUGUUUGCAGGCUUGCCAGAGACGGCUGGUUGGCCAGUGCAAAAUGUUGAGCUUGAUCCAGCAGUGCUAUUCUUAUACUGCUGCAUAAAUAACCUACACAUUCUUCUGAGUAGUUGUAGUGUCGAGGAACAGGAUUUGAUAUUAUCCCCCAUCAAGAAGUGCCCAGAUCCCAUUAUAGCAGCUUUGCAACCUUCAUUUUCUUAAAAAUAGUCUAUUGCUGUCCAUAUCUAAAGAAUUGUGUGAAACAUCUUCAUUCCUAGUCUAUGCCUCUGGUCCAUUCUAUAGUAUGGUGCUGUUCCAAGUUCAAAUACUAGGUCAUUUUUGGGGGAAGAACUCCAUAUUUGUGCCCACCUGUCUUCUUUUUUUGCCAUUUUCUUAGCCAUUCAACAUUUGUAACCUAUAGUUUCAUCUUCUAGGAAGCUGAAGGUGCGUCUCUCCUUAGGGGAUUGUUGUCACCCGCUAAAUAUAUACGUCGUAGAUUAUCAGGGGAGCAAUUAGUGAAGUUUCAACCUUCUGGGACACUGCAAUAAACAGGCUUCAUUUCCCAGAAACUCUUAGUCAUCGUCUCAUCUUUAAUGGGAUUCUUUUUAAAAAGAAAGGCUGCUCAGGUUUUAUGUAAAUCACUUUCUUGAACUUCUCUUUUAUAAAAGGGGAACUUUAUUAUCACAUUAAGCAGAGAAGCUAUACUUUAAUCCAGGCAUAAGAGGGAGAAUAUGAAGGGGAAGAGAGAUCUGGAAUUGGUCAUUUUAUUAGAAAUCCAAAGAAAUAAAAUAUUCACCAGCUCCUGGCAAGGCGAUGCUUGUUCUGAGGCCUGGUGCAGAUUUUGUGAAAAUUGAUUGCAACAAGUACAAACUACAGAACUGGUGUUUAUGAGGUACUGUUCUCCCCAAUGGAAGCACAAGAAGGUAUAGAUGUUCUAUGUGUGUUUACCAAUAAAAUGGAUUGAGAGGAGAUUUGUGGGUUUUAUUUCCCUGCCCUGGUGCUUUUCAUUUCUUUUUCUUAAUCUCAGCCUCGGCUAAGAACAUAGUUGCUUAAGAGGUUGCAGUGUAACGUUGACAUCCUAGAUAAUGUGUCCUUGGCAUAUGGUGCCAUGUAAGAACAUGAGGGUUUUUAUUUUGUUUUAAGUGUUAAGUGCCGGUUCAUCUUCUCAACAGUUUAACUAUACAACCCGCUACAAAGACAAUUGGAAUGAAUGAGACAGUACUUUAGAUAUUAUUUUUAUUAUUAGAUAGAUUAUUUUAGAUAUUAUUUUUCAGCCCAGUGGUCACUGAUGCUUAAAUAUUAAUGCAGGGUAUAUCUCCUCUCCCAAUCCAGCUGUCAUUUUGAAGGACAUGGUUGAAAGCUUUUUGUAAUCAAUGCAGAAUUCGGUGUUUGAAGCAGCUCUUACAUUUGCUUGAAGUGCUGUCAAUGUAUAAUGAGGAAGUCUCAUAGUAAUCAAAUAUCAAGGAUACAGCUGUUAAGGACAAGUUUUCCCCCUUCCUCUUUGGAAAGGAACAUUAUCAGUAAGGUGCAGCACCUUUGGAAAUGCUAGAUGCUUUGUUUGAUUACCUGUGGGACACAGUGAGGCAACCUGUGGCCCAGAGGUCACAGGUAUCCCCCUGUUUCAUUUCAUUUCUUCUUCUUGACUAUGACAUUGAAUAAACAUAAGGAUGGAUGAACUCAGUAACAUCAGGCCUAUAAAAAUGUAAAUAAAAUGGCUAGCAGCAAUGCUUUUAUUGCACAGUUCAAAGGCACCCUCAUGAACGCUCCAGUAAAAGGAUUCAAAGAGUUAGCCAUUCAGUGACGAUUUACACAAAUUUAUCCGCAUUCCCCAAAAUCACAUGUCUAGAUUGGCGUGAGAUCUCUGUCGCAUGCGCCAUAAGCAUUUAACAAUUGUUCAUGCAAAGAAAUUUUAAAGCUGGCAGCUAAUGCCCCUGUGGAAGCUAUUGCAUGCCACCAAAGUCACACAUUCACCCCCAAACAUACCUGCAUAGAAGUGACGUCACUUUCUGUAGAAUGGAGCUGCUUAAGAGUUAUCAACCGUCCAUUUGUAAGUAAAAAAGUUGACUUCUGGUCAUAACUGAAAGUGUUGGUUUGACCCAGUGGUAGCCAAUAUGAUGCCCUCCAUUUGAAAUUAGCCAGGCGCUGGGCGCAUUUUGUACCUGGCUAUCGGCCACUUGCAACCACGUGAAGAUGUUUGGGGCACCAGGACUGCACCUGAUGUCUCUACUCUCUGGAGGUGCGUGCCUGGGGAUCCUUGGAUCUCGCCUGUUUGCACACACUAGCAACACAGCCUGUAGAAGUCAAUCCAUUAUAUUUUAUUUGCGCAAUCGGAAUGAAUUUUAGGAGCCAAAAAGUUGUUUUGAAAAAUAUGAUUUUCAAACCAUCUGGCCCCAAAAUGGCAACUAGGCAUUCUGUUUUAGUGAAUGUAACCCAGGUUUAAGGAGCCAAUUGGCUCCUAGCUUAUAUAUCUGAGUUUUUAACACUGCCUCCAGAUGUUUCCAGCUUCCAGCAGCUGCAGCCAGCAUGGAGACCUCUAUACUUCCAGAAGUCCUUUUCCCACAGCUGAUCUCCGUAUUGAUUGCUGAAUUGCUCUUGUAGAGCAUGAAGCCAGGUCAUUUCUAGCAUUGCUCCAUCUUUGCAGGGUAUCGUUGACUUGCCAAGACCCUCCAUUUCUGCUUUCCUAAAAGAAGGCUAAAACUUUGUUUAUUCCAGCAACCCUCUACAGUUGUUAGAAUGAGAUCUGUAAGGUCUGACUGUUGGGGAUUGUGUGGACUGCUUUAAUUCAUUGUUUUGCAAUGCCUGUUUUAUUUAUGACAUAGCUCAUCUCCCCACCCUCACUGCUAGUUUUUUUUAAAAGGAGAUGUAUUUUUCAAACGUGAACUAUUACUGCAUUAUAAAUUGGAAUUUAAAAUAAGGCUGUGUUCCUAAUCAUGCUUAUUUGAAUAUUAACAGUGUUGUAUCCAAUGCUAUUCCUACUCAUAGUAGACUCCUUGAAAUUAAUGGGAAUUACUCCCUUGGGAUACUGUUAAUCAGCUAUUAGAUGAAUUGAAUCCUGCUGCUCUCUUCCUUCUUGCCCUGAAAGGCUGAUCUGUGGAAAUCCAGCUUUUUAAAGAGAGGGUGGUUUACCGGGUUCUGCAUAUACAUCCCCGGCUGUUAGAUCACAGAGGAGAAAUGUACACACGUCUCCCAUCUGCACACAUGGUUUUCCAUACAGUGAGAUAUAUGAACUCAGAAGCUCAAUUUUUGCUGCAUUUGCUUGACUUCCAGCUGCCCUGGGGCAUAUGAGAAGAUAAUAUAGUAUUAGUGUCUCGUUAAGUUUAAUGAAUGAGAAUUGUGGCGUUUUGUUUUGUUUCCCCCUUGUCCCCUCUCCUUUAUAGCAUCAGCUCCGAGCGAACGUGUCCUAUACAGCCCUGCCUCACGAUCUCCGAGAGAUGCUUCAGAGGAGGCUGGGAGAUUUAGAGCGCCAGCUUUUAAGCAAAGUGGCAGACCUGGAGAAUGAGAAAUCCCUGCUUCAUAAUGAGACUUCCACCCAUCGGCAAAGGACAGAGGCAGCACUGAACGCACUUCUUGAAAGGGUUUCUGAACUAGAAAGAGGUAAUGAUGAUGCCUAAUUUACAUCCUCCUUUGUAUAUUCCGGCGUGGGUUUAUUUUUGUUUGACUUGUUGACUCAGCAGGAGCUCAGAUGUCCUGCAACACUCCAGUCCUGUGUAUUGAUUUAGGGUGCAGUGAUGCCUGGAGCAACUUGUAUUUCUGGUAGUGGAUGGGGACAGGCGUUACUGCAUUGGUCUGAAUCUAAGCUGAAUAAAUAAAUAACAGAAUAAGGGCAUCCUGAGUGCAGACUUAUACACACAUUUGGACGAUGGAUGUGCAGUACCUCCACUGUAGUUGGCCACUGUUAGAACCAGGGCCAGAUUUAGGUUUGAUGAGGCCCUAAGCUACUGAAGGUAAUGGGGCCCUUUGUAUGUCCAGCUGUCCUUUGUCAACAACAAAUUGUCUCUGUUUUUCGUGUUGAAUAUAUGCUGUAUGGUAAUUUAUGGACCUAAUAGGCAUCUAAACCCAUUUGCACAUGUUGCCAUGCAACCAAUCUAUGCAGAAUGUAGGCACCCUAUAUAUAGAAAUGAGCAAACCAGUGAUAUUUUAGGGAGCAGGCUAGCAGGCGGGGCCCAUUACUUGCAUCAUAGGAGCCUACACAACACAAAACACUGUUGCUGUAUGUAGGUUUUGUUUUAUUUGUUUUUUGUCUUAUAUUUUGGAAAUGUACAUCCAGUUCCCCCCCUUUUAAUUCUUUUGGGGGGCCCCAAGCGAGUGGGCCCCUAAGCUAUAGCUUCUUUAGCUUAUACGUAAAUCCAGCACUGGUUAGAACAGGAUGCUGGGUUAGUUGGCCAAUGGCCUGAUCAGAUAGGGCUUUUCUUAUACAGUGGUACCUUGGGUUACAUACGCUUCAGGUUACAUACGCUUCAGGUUACAGACUCCGCUAACCCAGAAAUAGUACCUCGGGUUAAGAACUUUACUUCAGGAUGAGAACAGAAAUCAUGCUCCUGCGGUGCGGCAGCAGUGGGAGGCCCCAUUAGCUAAAGUGGUGCUUCAGGUUAAGAACAGUUUUAGGUUAAGAACGGACCUCCGGAACGAAUUAAGUACUUAACCCGAUGUACCACUAUAUUCCUAUGUUUAUGUAGCACCCCCUCUUGUUCAGUGCAGAAUCUGCAAUGCAGGAUGCAGCUGAUGUAUUCCUGACGGAUGGUUGUACAGCCCCUCCUUAAAACACACCCAGUGAAGGAGAGCCCACCACCUCCUGCUGUCAAAAAGCUCUGGCUAUUAGGAAGCAUCUCCUGAUGUUUGGCUUAAACCUGCUUCCUUCCCUGCAAUUGACAACUACCACUUGGUUCUAGCCCUGCUCUCCAGAUCAACAGAUAAGAAGCCUGUUCCAUCUUUGCAUGGCGGUCCUGUAGCUAUUUGGAGGCUACUGCCAUGUCUCCAUCACUACAUGGAAUCCAUUCUCACGAUCUCAAAGGGAUGAUGUUGAGCAAGGAAGAAGUGGCUUCAAUCCUGCACGAUCCAUUUCUGGCAAUGGAAUUCCUGCGGUCCCCCAGCACACUUUUCAUUUGCAAAGCAAGAAGAGGCCUUGUGGAUCCAUCUAGUCCAGCAUUUCUCAAACUUGGAUCCCCAGCUGUUGUUGGACUACAGCUCCCACCAUCCCUGGCCCUGAUAGCUAGGGAUUAUGGGAGUUGUAGUCCAACAACAGCUGGGGACCCAAGUUUGAGAACUGCUGGGUGUAAUGGUGGUGGCUGGUGCUGAGGUCAGGCUGAGGUAGACUGGGCAUUGUCCCAUUGACCGUAGUGGACCAGCGUCUACUGUUUAACAGUCUGUUUCCCAUAGUGGCCAACCAGAUACCUCCAAGGAAACCCAAAAUCAGGGCAUGAGGACAGUAGCCCUCUGCCAUUUUGGCUCCCCAGCAGGUGGUAUUCAGUGGUUUACAGUCUCUGAACCUGGAGAAUGCAUAUAAAUAUCAUGACUAAUAGCCACUGGUAGACCUCUCCUCCUCCAUGAAUUUGUCUAAUUCCCUUUCAGAGCCAUAUCAGCAGGUGGCCAUCACCACCAUCCUGUAGCAAUGAGUUCCAUAAGCUAUAGCACAAGUCUGUCCAUGUAAUGCACAGAAGCAAGUCCCAUUGGAUUCAGCAGGGCUUAUUGUUUGCAGCAUUGCAGUCUAACUUUAAGUGUUGUGUGAAGGAGUACUGCAUUUUGUUUGUCCUGAACCUCCUAUCAGGUAGUUUAAUUGGUAGACAGAGGAAGAGAGAGGUACUUACCCUACCUGUAAAGACGUCUUCUUUGCCUUUGAGCAAGCUGUGAAAUGAGACAAACUUCCCUUUUCUUUUUUGCUUUUAAUUAAUUGCUGAAUGUCACUUCUGUUCACUCCACAGACCUUGGGGCAAGCAUGUCCUGUCUCAAAUGCGCAACCUUUACCGUGGAUUACUCCUGGAGCCACUGGGGGACACUCUUAAUCCUAAUCAUUUAAUCAGAUCCUUAGAUUUAAUUACUGGGAAACAGCACGCUUGGCUAGAGUUUGUGUAUUUAAAUUUCAAGCACACAUGGCAAGGGAGGAAUAACACCAAACUGUCUGCAUAAUCAUUUUUCCUUUCCCUUUUCCCCUGUUUUUACAGAUCAAGAGUGUGUGAAUUGUUUAAAUAUAGAUUCACUUUAAAUGAUAUUUAUAGUAUUAAGCAAGUCUGGAUCAAGGCUUGUUCAGGCAAAUUAAUGAUUGCACCUCCGAAUUGUGCCAACGGAUGCAUUUUGUGAAGGUUAAGCCCCAGCCUUUGCAGGAGCCAGGUUGCACAUAUCUGGGCAUGCCAUUACUCUUAUGGGGAAAGGGUGCAAACAUUCCUUAAAAUAAAUCUCCAGACCACAUAAGCACCUCUGGUUUCUCUUUUUUGUUGUUCGUUAUUGUUGUUGAACAAAAGCAGGCGAAUCUUAAUUUUGGGUCACUUAGUUUUUUUGCCAUGAUGCGCUAGUUACAGGGAUGUUUUGGAGAUAUAGGAAGUCUAGUGAUAGGAAGAGAGAAGGCUGCUGUGUUUCGUGAGGACAUGAGACAGGGCCUUCUUGGUGGCUGCUCCCAGAUUGUGGAACUCCCUUCCACAAGAGGCUAGGCUGGCCCCCUCUGUGCUUCCCUUUCACUGGUAGACAAAAUAUUUGUUUGCUCAGACAGGUCUUUAGCCACUAACUGGCUGUUUUGUUAGGGUCUUCUAUGGCUGGAUAUUCUACUUUGUGUGUGUGUGUGUGUGUGUGUGUGUGUGUGCCUUUCAAUGUUUUUAAGAGUUUGCAGUGCUCUUUUUUAAUACAGUGGUACCUUGGUUUAUGACCAUAAUCCGUUCCGGAGGUCCGUUCGUAAACCAAAAGAGGUCAUCAAUGGGGUCUUCCAAAAAACAGGUCGUAAUCCAAAAAAAAAAAUCACAAACUGGGAUGUGCGCUUCCGGGUUUGAAUUGGUCGUAAUCCAAAAUGGUCGUAAACUAGGCUGUUUGCAAACCAAGGUACCACUGUAUGGUUACUUACUAGUUUUUUUAAAAAAGAAAUAUUGACACUUGUUGUGUGUUUUAAAACACUGAUUGUAUUUGUUUGAAUUCAUGCUGUGUCCUCCCACUGGAAGAAAUGUAAAUCAGACAAAUAAAUUUGGUUGGCAACCGAGGGAAUAGAAUGCUGGAAUAGAUGGAUGGGCCUUUUGUGAGACUCAGCUCAGCUCCUCUUAUAGUCUUGGGGAACGGGAGACAUCUUCUCAGGAUGAAGUCCCAAACACACACUGUUGGAAAUGAGUGUCUGUGGAAUGAAAAAAGACUCAACUCUUGAGACUGAAAUUAGAUGUGGCGGCAACUGACUAAUGUGGUUCAGCCUGGUUCUGUCUUAUAUUUGGUCCCAAGGUAUGGUCUGAUGACCUGUCAGUCCCACAACCUUGCUGAAGCUAAGCAGGUCUGGUCUGAUGGGUGAUACUUGGAAACCAAAUGUGUGUUGGCUUGGAUUCCAAUACAGUGUGUUUCUUUGUGUGUGCAAGGUUCCAUUGUAAGAGCAAACGGGACAAUAUCUAAGGUAGGCCAGGGAUUUGGAUUGUAUCUCCAGGUUGUAUAAAGCAGGCACUCCCAAACUUGGCCCUCCACAUGUUUUAGGACUACAACUCCCAUCAUCCCUAGCUAAACAGGACUAGCGGUCAGGGAUGAUGGGAAUUGUAGUCCCAAAACAUCUGGAGGGCCAAGUUUGGGCAUGCCUGUUAUAAAACAAGUGAGGGGAACCUUUUGCCCUUUUGCCCCCAUAUGAACCAGCCCAGACUCUGUAACCUUCAGCAGAGCCCCUUUUCCAUGUGCCCCCCGAGGGAGGGACAGAGGGUGGCCACACACAAAAUGACUUUUUAAGUGGUGCUCCAUCCCAUUUCUGGAAUGCUUUCAUCCGGAAGAUGUACCUGGUACCAUCAUUGUCCAUCUUUAGGCACCAAGACUUAUUUUGCUUAGGCCUUUGGUAAUUAAGUUGUGUCCUAUCGUAGUGGUCAUAUUUUAGUAUACUUAUUAAAAUGUCCUUAUAAAAUGUAUUUUGUAGUGCUCAUUGUUUUAAUUUUUUUCUGGUUUUAAAACAUUUUUAGGUGCUGUGUUUUGUCAAAUAGCUUUUAGCCCUUUUUUUGUAUGAGCAACUGAUAAAUGCAAUAAAUGAUAAUUAUACAUUGCAUAUAAUUGCAAUGGUUAAUAUUUACAUUGCAUUAUAUUUAAAUACUCCACCUUUGCUCUGCAAAGCUUAAGUCAUUAUACAUGGUUCUUUCCCACUUGCCCCAUUUAUCCUCACAACAAUCUUGUUAGGUAGGCUAGCCUGGAAGAUGGUAGCUGGACCAUUGGUCAUGGUGGCUGAGGCUGAUGGGAACUGGAGUCCAGCCACAUCUGCAGUUCUGCAGGCUCUCUAUUUCUGUACACAGGAGGUCCUCCUGUGUAACUGCAGCUCCCAUCAUCUAUGACCAUUGGCCAUGGUGACGGGGACUCAUGGGAACCGGAGUCCAGCACCAUCUGGAGAGUCAUGGAUUUCCUAUGCCUUCUUAAACCUCUAAAUCACACUGAUAUGGGUGCAGGACCAGCGUUGAACCUGAGUAAACCUGCAUCCAGCUUGAACCUGAGUAAACAUGUUUGGAAUCAGGCUGAAAGAUGGACACGUUGAUAAAAAAUUAACAGAACCUUUCAUCCAAGGUGAAAGGCAGCAUGGAAUGAAAAUGUUCAUCUUCUCCCCAGGGGCAGGUGCUGUUCACAGAUGGGUUUUAACCUCUUAAUAGGGUGGCGAUGCAUUCAUACAAAGAGAUUCCAGAGGCAAGCAGGCUGCUGCAGAACUUGGAACCAAAUACAGUUAAAGGGAAAAUGAGUCUGAGAAAGCUUCAGGAUCACUGCUGCAAAUCAAAUCCCCAGGUCUUUAAAAGCAGUCAAAAGCUAUUUUAAAAAAGCUGACCUGCUAGAUUUCUUUAAAAGCAAACUAUUUGGGACAGGUAGUGUUGAGAUCUGCCGGAAAUUGCCACAUGCAGUCUUGAUGUAAGUUACCUAUAUCCUCAGUGUAAAAAACACAUUUACGGUGAAGUCUGCUCCAUAGAAAUCAAAGGCUUUGUGUUCUGUUUCAUUGCAAAUGAAUGUGCUUGCCAAUUUCUUUCAUAUUAUAUAUAUAUAUAUAUAUAUAUAUAUAUAUAUAUGCCACACAGAGGAAGGAAGGAAUAAAACGCAUAGUGAUGUUUUUUUAAUUAAAAAGAAGGCAGCCAUUCAUCGGUAAGCACAGAAUCAGAACGUCUAAUUAAAUGAAGAUACCACACACAUACUCUGCAGAGGGUCUUGGGUUCAAUCCCCAGUAUUUCUAAUUAAAAGGAGCAAGCUCCCUGAGACCUUAGGGGCCACUGCCAGUCAGAGUAUGUAACACCCAGUUAGAUGAAUAAAAUUGUCAGAACUGGUACAAGGCAGCUUCCUAUAUUUCUAAUCCUGACCCAGACAGCCUACAGUAUGCGAUGUUUGCUUUAGGGACUCGGGCAAGGAAUAUAUUUUCAGCACCUGUGGCAUGACACCCAAUAAUCUCCAGAGGAGAUUGCAGUAAAUGCUGCUGUCCACCAGAAGCUGCUCUCUGGGUGAGACUGAGACAUUGUGUCAGCUUCCUGGCAGGUGGGUUGCUGUUGCUUACCCAGGAGGGACGGAGGCAAGGCAGUGGAGAGGUUGCUACAGUGCAAACGCACUUGCAGGAGUGCUAGAUUGGCUCUGCUGUUGUGUUUGCACUGCAUCAACCUCCCCACUGACUCACCCACCCCUCUUCUGGGGAGCUAGCAUGGUGCCCCUGCCCCACUCAACAAGGCUAUUCUGUGAUACCGGCUAUCUAUUUUCAGAUAGACAUGUGGAACUCACAACAAAAUAUUACACUUUACAGCAUGGGUAGGCAAAUUAAGGCCCGGGGCCCGGAUCUGGCCCAGUCGCCUUCUAAAUCCGGCCUGCGGAUGGUCUGGGAAUCAGCAUGUUUUUACAUGAAUAGAAUGUGUCCUUUUAUUUAAAAUGCAUCUCUGGGUUAUUUGUGGGGCAUAGGACUUCGUUCAUUCCCCCCCCCAAAAAAAUAGUGUGGCCCCCCACAAGGUAUGAGGGAGAGUGAACCGGACCCCUGCUGAACAAGUUUGCUGACCCCUGCUUUACAGUACAGUGGUAUCUCUGGUUACGUACUUAAUUCAUUCUGGAGGUCCGUUCUUAACCUGAAAAUGUUCUUAACCUGAGGUACCACUUUAGCUAAUGGGGCCUCCCGCUGCUGCUGCGCCGUCGCUGUGCGAUUUUGGUUCUCAUCCUGAAGCAAAGUUCUUAACCCGAGGUACUAUUUCUGGGUUAGCGGAGUCUGUAACUUGAAGCGUAUGUAACCGGAAGCGUAUGUAACCUGAGGUACUACUGUAUUGGUCACCCAGCCAUGCUUUUUUCAAGGUUACUCCAUUCCAUUCCUAUUCCUGCCCAAUCUCCCAGUCAGUUAGCAUUCCAUGCCUACUGAGCAUGCUCAGUCCUUACUGGGCUUCCAUAGAGCUUUCCUUUCCCUAAAUAUUUGUUAUACUUUCGUUGUAUGGGUUGGCUUCCCCACCUAAAAAUUUGUUGUACUUCUGCAAAUCUUGGGGUUCUCCCAAGACUGCUGAUACCUCCCUCUUGUGUGUGGGUGAUGCUGUUUUGGCUUCAUAAGCAACAGUCCUCACAGCUUGAUAGGUUCAGCACAGUUUCUUAACCAAACUGGAAUAAGUGGGUUUUCACAGUCCCUUUAAAAUACAGCACUUCUUCUUGUUGUUAAUCCUGUUAUUAAUUUAUAUAAAUCUUAUUGCCGGAAAAAGGCUUCUUAAACAGUGUUCAAGUACAAAAAGCAAUACCACAAGCAUUAAAGUAUAAAUAUCCACAAUCAAAAUACACAAUAAAAUGAUCCCAUUCAAACUUUAAAAUACAGGGGGCACCACUGAAAAGGCGCUUUCUCCUGUCACACAUGUCAUGAAGAUCCAUAAAAUAGAUAUAUUUUAUGUUUUAAUUUUAGACGCUUAAUGUUUCAGGAAAAACUUUCUACACAGGGAUGAAGAAAGCAUGCUUCUUAGUUUGCUUUCAGAGCUCUUGAGUUACUUUUAUGCAAAAUUGAUUGAUUGAUUGAUUGAUUGAUUGAAACCAGGUAAAACCUGUGCAAUGAAUCAGCUUCUUUAUUUGAGUGACCUCCCUGCAAUUUACAUGGGUAACCUUGUAUCCUUUGGGAUAUGGCUGUAGGUACCAGCGCCUUCAAAUCGCCGGAUGAAUUUAAAGUCUCCCUCCCCCUCCGCACCAACUACUUGUAUGGGAAGAUCAAGAAGACAUUGCCUGAGCUGUAUGCCUUCACUGUGUGCUUGUGGCUGAAGUCGAGUGCCUCUCCGGGAAUAGGGACACCCUUCUCCUACGCUGUCCCUGGGCAAGCUAAUGAAGUGGUGCUGAUCGAGUGGGGGAACAACCCCAUUGAGCUGCUCAUUAAUGACAAGGUGAGGAAAGACUUGCCUUCCAGUGAGCCAGUGUGGUGUAGUGGUUGAGAGCGGUGGACUCGUAAUCUGGUGAACCAGGUUCGAUUCCCCGCUCCUCCGCAUGCAGCUGCUGGGUGACCUUGGGCUAGUCACACUUCUUUGAAGUCUCUCAGCCUCACUCACCACACAGAGUGUUUGUUGUGGGGGAGGAAGGGAAAGAAAGCUGCUUUGAGACUCCUUAGGGUAGUGAUAAAGCGGAAUAUGAAAUCCAAACUCCUCUUCUUCUUCCUUUUGAGAAUCCCGUUUCUUUCCAUCAGCCAAGGCAGGAAAAAAAAAAGAAUUCCCGCUGUGCAAUAGUGAAAUGUUCGAGGAUUAAGCUCUGCUGCACUCUAAGAUGUAGCAGAGUUUUAUCCUGCCCUGCUAAAAUAGUAGGGCAAUUCUUCAUUCUGUCUGGAGGGUCAAUGCAUUUGAGCCCCACUCUUGUUAAAACCUAAACAUUAGGAAGAACUUCCUGACAGUAAGAGCUGUUCGACAGUGGAAUUUGCUGCCGAGGAGAGUGGUGGAGUCUCCUUCUUUGGAAGUCUUUAAGCAGAGGCUUGACAACCAUAUGUCAGGAGUGCUCUGAUGGUGUUUCCUGCUUGGCAGGGGGUUGGACUCGAUGGCCCUUGUGGUCUCUUCCAACUCUAUGAUUCUAUGAAAACCAAAAACAGGCAUAUGAAGUGUCUUGGCACUUGGCCCCUGGGACGGCAAUUCUGUGCACACCUGCUCCCUAGCAAGUCCCAUUGAACUGAAUGGGACUUGGUUCCAAGUAGAGAUGAGCCAACCGCUUUCUCGUUUUUUACCCAAUCUUAAGUUCUCCACACCUUUACAUCAGUUUGCAUAAAAUAAAAAUCCUCAUGGAAAUUCAUUAGCAUUUUAGUGCAAAUAUCUCCUGAUAAGAACAUUAUUUGUAUGCAAUUUUGCCUAAUGCACACAUUUAUGCAAAGCAAAUUCUGCUAAUAUUUUUGCACGUUAUUUUCACCAAUGUACUUUGGGUACCCAUUACUUGUCUGCAGAACUGCACUGCAAAGAAAGGUGAAUUUUGAAAGAUGGCUGUGUUUCAUUCUGCAUAUUGUUUUGCAAAGUGAAGAUUGGGGAGGCCGCAUGACGUUUACUUGCUUGCAAAGGGAAGGAUGAGGCUCCCAGACUUGCACUGCUGCAAGUUCGCCCAGUUGAUUGAUCAGGUUGUAAAGAUGGAGUUCUUGAAUUACUUUGCCGGUAGAAGCUCCUUUCACCAGAAUGCAGCUUGUUGGCUUGGCCGCUUUAAAAUUAGACUGUAAGUCACGUAACAAUUAAUCAAGUCAGCAACUGACCUAUUACAAAUGUGGUCAAAAUAAGGCUCUGUCAGAAGGAGAAAUGUGUUUGUGUGUAGCUGGGGAGGGGAGGGGAAAAGGCCUGUUGUUCUGUGCAGAUGCAUUGUGGUAGUCUCAUAAACAUCGAAUCCCUGGGAGCGUUAUAAGAGGUUGCUAAGAGACAUGUGCAUCAUUCGGAAUUUGCCACAGUUCAUAAUAUAUGCACACAGGGCUUCAUCAGCACCCAGGUACAAAAAUCAAUUCUACUAGGCAAUUCUAAAGGAAAAUGUAUUUAAGCCUGUUCAGAGGAUAUUGCUGUUACCACUGGGGAGCUACAAUGAUUCCAGAUAGAUAGAAGGAAUCGUAGAAUCGUUGGAAGGGACCCCAAGCGUCAUCUAGUCGACCCCCCUGCAAUGCAAGAAUCUCAGCUAAAGUAUCCACGACCGAUGGCCAUCCAACCUCUGCUUAAAAAUCUCUGAGGAAGCAGAGUCCAAAACCUCCCAGGGAAGUCUGUUCCACUAGCAAACAGCUCUUACUGCCAGAAAGGUCUUCCUGACGUUUGGUUGGAAUCUCCAACUAAAUACAGUGGUACCUCAGGUUAAGAACUUAAUUCGUUCUGGAGGUCCGUUCUUAACCUGAAACUGUUCUUAACCUGAGGCACCACUUCAGCUAAUGGGGCCUCCCGCCACUGUGCCGCCCCCACCACCACGCCGCCCCCACCACCGUUUCUGUUCUCAUCCUGAAGCAAAGUUCUUAACAUGAGGUACUAUUUCUGGUUUAGCGAAGUCUGUAACCUGAAGCGUCUGUAACCCAAGGUACCACUGUAUUUACGGAACCAAGGACAAGAGUUUUUGUGACAGACUGUAUGUCAGGCCUUUUCGCUUUCCAACACAAAAUAGCUGAGAAGAUUACAGUGGUACCUCCGGUUACAGACACUUCAGGUUACACAAGCUUCAGGUUACAGACUCCGCUAACCCAGAAAUAGUACUUCGGGUUAAGAACUUUGCUUCAGGAUGAGAACAGAAAUCGCGUGGUGGUGGCUGCAGCAGGAGGCCCCAUUAGCUAAAGUGGUACCUCAGGUUAAGAACAGUUUCAGGUUAAGAAUGGACCUCCAGAACGAAUUAAGUUCUUAACCUGAGGUACCACUGUAUUUCUUUAUCAGACCAACAGCUCAUCUAGUCUAGCAUUGUGUUCCCACUGCAGCCAGUAGAUGCCUAUGGGAAACCUACAAGCGGGAUUGACCACAACAGCACUCCCAUCCACUCAUGAUCCCCAGCAUUCAGUGGCCUAGGAAUCUGCGUUACACUUCGUCAGACCAUUGGCCUAUCUAGCUCAGUAUUGCCUACACAGACUGGCAGCAGCUCUCCAGGGUUUCAGGUGGGGCAAUUCCCCCAGCCCUACCCGGAGAAGCCAUUAGGGAUUGAACCUGGGACCUUCUGCCAAUGCUCUGCCACUGAGCUGUGGCUUUUCUGCUUCUGAUACUGCAAGUAGCGCAUAGCCAACAUGACCAGUAGCUAUGGCAGACUUCUCUAUGAAUGUGGCUAAUUCCCCUUUAAAGCUUUCCUAGUUGGUGCCCCUUGGCUGCAGCUUUUGCGGGAGAAUUCCAUAGCUGGGCUAUGUGCUGUGUGAAGAAGCACUUUAUUUUCCCUGCCCCGAAUCUUCCAACACUCAGCUUUAUGGGAUGACCCCGAUCAGUAUUGAUCCAGAGCAGAACUCCAAUGUAUGGUUAGCAGAGUAAAAACUUAAAACACAUUGCAGGAUCCAGCAGAGCUUUACUGCUACUGAAAGCAAAGGAGUAUAAUGGUCACAAAUCCCAUACAUUCAGGACUGGCACUGUCCAUAAGAAAUCCAGUUGCAGCAGAUUUAACUUAAACUUACUUACAAUAAGUCUAAAUCUUAACACUAAGCAUACAGUCAUACCUCAUGUUACGUCCGCUUCAUGUUACGUUCUUUCAGGUUACAUCCCGCGGCGACCCGGAAGUACUGGAAAGGGUUACUUCCGGGUUUCGCCGCUUGCGCAUGUGCAGAAGCGCAAAAUGACGUCACACGCAUGCGCAGAAGCAGCGAAUCGCAACCCGCGCGUGUGCAGACGCGCCGCUGUGGGUUGCGCUCUUUUCAUGUUGCGAUCGGGCCUCCGGAACAGAUCCUGUUCACAACCAGAGGUACCACUGUACUAUGUACAGAACACCACACCAGAAGGAAAAGAGACAGAAAGAGAACGUGAAAGCCCGGCUCCUUCUGGCCUUACUUUUAUAGUCAGCAUGACCUUGACAAAAAGAGAUAAAACAACCAGUUUAAACCAGCUGUACUCAGCUUCUCCAAAGGAAUAAUGCAAACAUUAUGAACCUUCUGCUUGUUUCUUUCACACAGAGAAGCUUGCAGAACCCUUUUGAAUUAAUUAGAACAGGAAAGACCUCUACGUGUCGGAUCAAUACUUUCUGCACAAAGAAAUGCAAACUGACGGCAGGAUUGUUGGGGAGGAUGCACCUCCUUCCGCCCCCCCAGCCCCCCCAUUGAGAACUCUGCAGUGUGUUAGUGUCCAAUCUUCACAACUCUUCUCCUUUAGUAUUUGGGUUUCCUGAGGACUAGGCUCUUGCCGCUCAGCAAACAGGUCCAAUGGAUGCUGUUACACUUUGGGAUAAGCAGGGCAGAAGGCAGGGAAGCCAGCAACAGGAGGUGACAGAGUCAAUGACUCAUUCUAGUUUUGUCCUCAUCUUCCUCCCUGCUGAAUUCUACAGUUCAGCUUGAUCCUGCCGCUUAGCAUCUGUCUCUCCUCGCUGAUUGGACACAUGUAGGAUUUGCCAAGCUUCGCCAUAAAAUACGAACCGAGAUUCCAGUAUAAUCCGCAGCAAAAUCCUGUUGGCUGUAAAAUGGGAAAGUCCAGAGAUUGCAAGCCAUGUUCCUGCCCUAGCCAACCUUACCGUCUGUCCUUUGUGGAGUGCUUCAGCCACUGACUGGCUCAGGAUCAGUGUGGUCUGUGCCAAUGGCGGCUGGUGCCCAUUGGGACUCCCAGGGAGGAAGGCAAAGAGGCCAAUGGUGGGUAGAGUCAGUGACUGGCAGAACCAAUUCAUUCUAGUUUGUCCCCAUCUUCCUCCUCACUUCUACAAGGGGCAAUGCUGAGACUAAAGAGGAGGGAGCUGACAGGCAGGGCCUCCGCUUGGAUUGGGUGCAGGUGAGAAGGCAGGCAAGCGAGGAUUGGCUGAAGACAGGCUGAGGUUGGUGAUGCAACAUGCCAUUCACCCACACAGACCAGCCUCCCCUGGACAGGCCUGCACCCUUUGGGCGUAACACUCCGGACAUCCACAAUAACCUUUAUUAUCUUCAACAGGUCGCCCAGCUCCCGCUCUUCAUUAGCGAUGGAAAAUGGCACCACAUCUGUGUGACGUGGACCACGAGGGACGGAAUGUGGGAAGCUUUCCAGGAUGGAGAGAAGCUUGGGACGGGGGAUAAUUUAGCUCCUUGGCACCCCAUUAAGCCAGGAGGGGUUCUGAUCCUUGGUCAGGAACAGGUAAGCCAUGCAAGGUGCUUAUUUCCCUCCUUUUCCUCCUUCCAAGAAAUUAAAACAACAGGAAAUUGUCAUCUCCAUUCCUUUCCCAGAGCUAUAGUUCCCAGAGUAUUUCAACAAUCAAUCAGUCUUCAAAAGGGUAUUUGAGAGUUUUAGCUCUGUGAGGGGAAUAGAAGGCCUCAUAACAACUCUCAUCGCCCUUAAGAAACUACAGUUCCCAGAAUCCUUUGGGAGAAGCCAUGAUUGUUUAAAGUGGUAUGAUAUGGUUUGAACGUGACCUGAGAGGUACCUGCAGAUAUCCUUUUUUAUUGUGCAUUCAUGGAGUUGUAUCCAAUAUUAGUCUUGCUCAGUGUAGAUUAAUUGAAACCAAUGGGCAUGGCUAAUUUAGACCUAUUGGUUUUCAAUGGGUUUACUCUGAGUAAAGUAUCAUUGGGUGCAACCCAUGAUGGUAUUGGGGUGGUUAUACACAAUCUCACUUUCAAAAUUCUUUGCACCUAUAAAAGCUUUGGGGCAGACACACUGCUUCAUCACCCAUCAGUGUGUGUCCUGCAACUUCCUGCUGGAAUCCAGUAACUUUUUAUACCACAAAUGCCCCGGGGUGUGUUUUGGUUCUGCUUUUGUUGCUCUGUAGUGCAAGAGUGCCCUUCUGUGUGGCAAUAAUGCAGAAGCAUUGCAUGAUAACGAAUAAAGCAGAAUGGUGUGACAGGUAUAAAUCGUAGAACUGUAGAGCUGGAAGGUACCCUGAGGAUCAUCUAGUCCAACCCCCUGCAAUGCAGGAAUAUGCAGCUGUCCUAUAUGGGGAUCGAACCUGCAACCUUGCCAUUAUCAGCACCAAGUUCUAACCAACUGAGCUAUCCAGGCAGUAAUGCACUGUUAUUGCUUUAAUGACAUGUUGCAGAAGACUGCACCUGUCUUUUAAAAAACACAGGAGUUCAACUAAGUCCUAUGCACAAAAAGUGUUUUAAAAUACAGGUUCUGCCCAAAAUCUUGCAAGCCAAACUAUGGGAGAGACCAAUAUAGAAGGGGAAAGAAACAUCCCGAAAGGGUGUGAUUUUCAUCUGCAGAAAGUCAGAGGGUAGGUGGGGAAGGGAGGGAGGAAGAACAUGUAGGGAGCUGCCCCAUACUGUGUCAGAUCAUUGGGCCCUCUAGCUCAGAAUUGUCUACACUGACUGGCAGCAGCUCUCUGCCUUCCCAACCUGACCUAGAGAUGUCAGUGAUUGAAACAGGGACUUCCUGCAUGCAAAGGCAGAUGCCGUACCAUUGAUCUGUGGCCCUGGAGACUCUCCUUCCUCUUUUCGUGCUGGUUAUCUUUCUAUAGUCUAGCAUCUUGCUUCCCACACUUGUCAGGCAAAUGUUUCUGGGCAUCCCAUAAGCAGUGCACAACAGCGGUAUCCCUUUGUGACGUUGCUGCCCAGCAACUGCAACUCAUUUGCAUGCUGCCUCCGAACACAAAGGAACAUGAUCCGUCUUGUUAUUUCUGGCCUGCUUUUUGAAGCCCAUACCCUGGGGCAGCUUACAACAAAUCAAUAAAACACCACAUUAAAAUUUGAAAUUCAAAAGCAUCUCCCGAGCUUUAAAAUAGCGGCAGUAGAGAAAAGUUAUUAAAACACUGCACCAUGGUUCAUUCAACAAGGUGUUUGGGGCCUGCCUGAAGGCCAAUGAGGAGGGACCAAACCUGGGGAUGGUAUUCUAGGAAUGCAAGGCCACCACAGGAAAGGCCCUCUUCUUCAUCUUCUACAGGGAAAAUCCAUAGCUCAUGGGUAGAGCCAUCUGCAUUGUAUGCAGAAAGUUGCCGGUUCAAAUCCCUAGUGUCACCAGGAAGAGACCCCUGUCUGAAAUCCCAGGGAACAGCUGCCAGUCAGUGUAGGCAGUAUGGGCUCAGUAUAAGGCAGCUUCCCAUGUUUCUGGGGUUAAUUCUCCUCUACCUCUUCCCCUCCUCCUGCUAAUGUAUUAUAACAUAAAAAACCUAACACAUCUCUGUGUGGCCAUACCGUAUUUCUUUAUUACGUGUGUAUUUUACCUUUCCACCAGGAAGGUGUCAUGGUUACAAAGCAAUAUUUUACCCAACGUGGGGCUUGAACCCACAACCCUGAUAUUAAGAGUCUCAUGCUCUACUGACUGAGCUAUGGAGGGCCUCACAUAUGAGUACAUCAGUCUCAGUAUGUUGCAGAUGGCAACAUCACACAUGCGGCGCACAAAUAAAAGAUUCAUGGUUGUAGCUGAACACAGUGAAUAAACCAUCCUGCACAUUCCUGAGCUCACCAUCCCUUGCAAGGGUGCUGAUUCCAUUGUAGUAAUGAAGCUCAUUGCAUCACUAUUCAACUCAAUAGAGGGGCACUUCUACAUAGGAAAAUCUGCAAUAAACAAUUUAUGUUUAUUGGGGUGCAGUCCCCCUCCAAAAGGCUGUGUUGCAUUCUUAGGGUCCCUUAGGGUCCCUUUCAGCUCUGCAAUUCUAUGAUUCUACGUGUGACCUAAGGAUCAACUGGAGGAGAUAUUAGAAGUAAGAAACCAGAGUCCCUCAAGAUGUUGCUGGACUACAACUCCCAUCAUCCUUGACCAUACUAGCUGAUGGGAGUUGGAGUCCAACAAUACAUGGAAGGCCACAGGUCCCCCCACUCUUGGUAUUUAGGAUUUGCAUGCAGAUGGCCCUAAAUUCAAUUCCUAGCAUCUCCAAGUAAGUCUGAGAAAGGCUCCUGCAGUUCUUCCACCACCAGUCAAAUAGUCCAUACUGAUCUAGAUGCACCAGUGGCUUGACAUGACACGGAACAGCUUCCUAAUCGAGAAAACCAGGCCCGCAGCUUUCUGCCUACGCAGAAGUAAGCUGCACUGGUUUCUUUUUCCCCUCAUUUUUGCAAACGUAAAGAUACUGAUUUGGCCAUCUCUUUAAAGGACGGUCUUGAACUAAUCCAAGCUUUGGUUUUCAUUCACUUUAAGGACACUGUUGGAGGAAGGUUUGAUGCAACUCAAGCUUUCGUUGGGGAGAUGAGCCAGUUCAAUAUAUGGGACAGAGUCUUGAAGCCUGAAGACAUCAUGAAUAUUGCUAACUGCUCCACCAACAUGCCGGGCAACAUCAUCCCCUGGGUUGACAACAAUGUGGAUGUGUUUGGAGGUGCAGCGAAAUGGCCCGUAGAGACGUGCGAAGAGCGUUUGCUCGAUUUAUAG